Pangasianodon hypophthalmus (striped catfish) is the source of this 4458-nucleotide messenger RNA. It is a transcript of the gene fam219b, whose product is annotated as family with sequence similarity 219 member B. The record is from RefSeq and is a predicted model, not a curated record. The coding region runs from base 118 to 663 and encodes 181 amino acids. NCBI's taxonomy places the organism in Eukaryota, Metazoa, Chordata, Actinopteri, Siluriformes, Pangasiidae. The transcript has 6 exons.
GAUUCAAAGAGUCGACUCGCUUGGGAUCUCAGAAUGCUGUAGUUGUUGUAAACAUGAAUAUCGUGACUGAUACAUGAACCAUGACGUGACUGUUAGCGUUUUACUUUCGGCUCCAGCAUGAACGACAUCAUGGAGGAACAGGAGAAGGAACAGGACAAUCUGGUAGCCGGGUCUCCAUCCAUGAGAGCGGGCAGUAGCAGGAGCGGCAGAUCGAAGCCGGCUGUGGAUGGAGGAAACAGAGCGGUUGAGAAGAGAGGACCUUAUAUAAUGGCCAAAUCGAUAAACAUGAAACUGCAGAAACCCAGAGAGAUGGCCAGGAGAGUGUUUAAGAAGAAAGGCUUUUCCUCUUCCGGGGGAACAGUCCUGCAGCAGCCCAGGCAUGGAGCUAAGAAUGUGAAGUUCAAUAAAGGAUAUGCAGCACUCAGUCAGAACGCAGAAGAUCCACUAGUGUCUCUAGACUCGGACAGUGAUGUAGAGCUGGAGUAUUCAUCAGGAUAUUCCUCAGCAGAGAUUCAUCCAGAUCUGAGCCGACAGCUGCUGAAAGAUGGAUACCGACUGGACGAGAUCCCUGACGACGAGGAUCUGGACCUCAUUCCUCCCAAAGCCAUGGGUUCCUCUAUCUGCUGCUGCUCCUCCGAUGGCGCGUCCUGCUGCCUGCAGUGAACUCUACCACAGCGCUUUUUCUCUCAACAGGAUGCGGCUUUCACUCAGCACUUAUGCUACAGGAAGUGAAAUCCCACCUUUGAGAAGGAAACCAUUACUGAGGCAUUGUGGAACCGCCUGAUGUUCUACCACACUGCGGCGGAAUGUUCCCGAGUUCCUGAAGUGAUAUCUCUAAUCUCAUCCGCAUCCUGUUUUCCCAACAGACGACCGGAGACAUCCUUAAUUUUGGCGCUUUUUUGUUAUUUAAAGCAGCUUUUAAUGCAGAUCACAGUGUGAGGGUCAGCAUAAUAUCGACGCGCAUGCUCGUCUCUGCAUGAUUUCUGUGUACCGCAUCUGUAGCGUACCGAAUUUCAGUUCUUAUUCGUGUCACUGUACUGAGGAAAGACAACUGAGUCAACUUUCGUAGAACGUUUUUAUAAAUAUAAAAACUCUAAAUCUGUAUAAUUCAUCAUUUCUGAGAUGGGACUACUGUUUCAGAAAAUGAACGUAGCCCAAAGUAAACACAGAAGUGCCUCGGUUUUGAUUUGUUAUUAAAUCCAACAACUCCCUUUUAGAUUUCCGUUUUAUUUUCCGCAACGGGAAAUAUCCAGAUGCUGCAGAUGUGGUGCAGAUUAGGUUAAAAAAGCUGGUUCCUUUAAGAUCAUCUUUAGGUUACUAGACUAAAUUUCUAUCCAACUUAAGGCCAAACCAUCUUCAUGCUAAACCGCGACUGUAUCUUUGACAGUAACUGAUUUUAUUCUGGUUUAAUUCCAGUCCUGUCAGACCUGCCAACUUUCAGACAUUUUGCAUAGUUCUAGGACACUAGUAUGAGUUAUCACCCAAAAUUACGCAAAAGGAGCUGUCUUCUUCGACAUUUGAAACUGGAGCGAUUAACAGUUGCGUAGGUGUUUUGAACUCUUUGAUAUUUAGUGACAUCCUGGAAGCCCCGCCCCCUUCCCACCAUCUCACAUAAGUAAAGUUUUGGCCAGCGCUCUCAUCUCGACUCGAUUUUCCCACUUGAAAAAGCACUGCAAGGUAAACGGAGAAUGUUGAGAGUUCAUUAAUGUGAAAUAAAAUCUACAUUUUUGGCUUAGCUAACAUCAUUUAGUUAAUAAUAGUUAACUGUAUUUAUUAGGGAUGCACUGAAAUUUCAGCCACGGAAAAUUUUCAGCCAAAAAAUGGUCAAAAACGGAGAACCAGGGGGUGGAGCAGGAUCUGAUCUGACUCCUCCUCCUCCUAUAAGCCUGUCAAAACAACACAUUUAACACUAAGUUAUCUCCACCCCCUGGACUAAUAAUUAACUGACUUCCGUAAUAUAAACAAGCCCCUAAUGAUCUAGGUUUGGAGCAAAACCUGAGGAUAGAGAUCCAGAAUGUCACCAAAUAUUUAAAAAAAAUAUAUAUAACAUGAGGUUUUCCCACCCCAUGAUGGAAAUCAGUGUUUGUGUGAUAUCCUGGAGGGCAUAGCGCUAAAGUGGGUCACAUGGGUCGACACAGUAAUCCAUAACAUACCCUUCUCCAGGUAUCUUACAUUUGUUGUGAUUCUCACGUGUGAAGCUGAGGAAGUUCUUUUCUUCUGCCAGCGUUUUUAUUUUACACUUAAAGCUUUACAUUAGUAGUGACAACUCGACGCUUUAACGAGAGACGGCUGCCUGGAGAGAGCAGUAUUUACUUUCUUUUUUUUCUCUUUAGUUUUUAGGUGCAUUACAUGUUACUGAUAUGUGAGGAAAAACACAGUAAACCAGUAUCUUUUUUUUAUAUUUAAACCAUUACUACUAUUGUAUUUUGCUUGUUUUUUUUUAAGUUCCCUUAUUGACUGUGUUUUAAUAGUGAAGAUUUUUGGUUCUUCGCUCAUCAUGGCAUUGAAAGGUGUAUUUUAUGAUAUUUGCUCUUUUGGGAUUUUGUUUACAUUUUUUAGACCCUGAAAUUAGCAUUGUCCAAAACUGACAAGUCGAGGAAUACAUGUGUUUUUUUUUUAUUAUUUUUUUUUUUUUUUUUUUUUUUUACAAAGGAGUUGGUGUUGGUUAAAGAGAGGAAGAGAUAGAAUCAUAAAUUCAUUAGCCAGCCCACCAAGCAAGUCCUCCAGUGUGUUGUCAGGACCCAUGAUUUGGUCGCCUAGAAACGUGACCAAAUACGCUAAAAAGUGGUAGCUAAUGUAAUGUAAUAGCAUAUGGUGAGGAAGGUAGCUAGUUAAGUGCAUUAAUACAGACAAAGGGAACGAAUAUGUAUGAUCACGUAGUGCAUCAUGUUCACGCUCUUGACAAAACGUCAGCAAGUUGUUGGUGAACGUUUUAGCUACGAGGUCUGAGUCUGGCUAGUGUCUCUCGCUAUGUUUAACCACGUAUGUGGUGAUUGCGUGUAGUAAGCAGGAGAGUUAUUUGAGGGCUUUGCGCUACAUUUUUAUCUUGCUCGGUUUCGCAACUAUGAAUAAAAAACAGAUAGCUGGGACAUGAGAUCUUCUUGUACCAGGUGCUUGUCCAUCCCUGAGUGUUGUAAAGUAGAUGAUGUGUGUGUUCUGAACAGGCGGCGGAAUCCUGUGAUAUUGAUCUCCCCCAUCAUGUGCUAACGCCACCAUGUUUCGCACCACUUCAGGUGCUUGGACCCCGUCAUGUCAAUCCUAUGUUUGUGAAACGCACAGUAAUUAAAUGCCACGGCCUGUCUGUCAUCUGCGCACGCAAAUGACUCCACGUGGUUUAAAAAAAUGUUCUACUGUCAGCCAGAUUGCUCCUCGACUAGUGCAGCAGAUAGUGGGAUUCAGAAAGACGAGUGUGUGCUGUCGUUACAGCAUCGUGGUGCAAGACACCAUCGUGAAGCGCAUUAAGUAUAAACGUAAUGAAUCAAAUGAAUAUCGUUUUGUUUUCUUUGUCUGCAACUAUGAAUGAGAAAAACUAAUAGCCAGGACACACAGUAUGCGUGCUUGGCCCAUCUUUGAGUGGACCAACCUGUUUGCUCUGAAAAGAGGGUGGGGGAUGUGAUAUCACCUUUCAUGUGCUAACGCCACCAUGUUUCACACCACCUCUGGUGCUUGGACCCCUGUGUCGCAUCAGUCCCAUCGGAUAAAAUGUAAAAACAUUAAGACCCAAAUCGUAUCAGUACAGUUUGGUGCACAGUUCUUCACUUCACUGAACAUUAGUGUGUGAUACAUUACAGCGUCUGCGAGCUGCACAUUUCAAAAAUACAGAAUAUAGGAAAAUUAACCAGGACAAGGAGCAGGAUUGUCUCUUAAUUUACCUGUAAGGGGCACUAUGCUAUUUUUAUUUUUACAUUGUACUGGAAAAUAAAAGUAAAAGAAAGAUUUCCUAAUGUCCUGUGCCAGGAUAUAUGGGAUUGGUGUUGAGUAUAGUGUUUUAUGUUAUAUGGAAGUUUAUUAACUACAAGUUUGUGUGAGGAAAAAAGGAAAGGGACGUGUUUGCAUAGUUAGCUAAGAAGUUAUUUACUGUGUUGAUGCUUUAUGUGUGUGUGUGUGUGUGUGUGUGUGUGUGUGUGUCAUGUAUUAUUUUGAGUGGUUGAUGUGGACAUAACUGUUGCACUUGGAGCGCUGAGUGGACUUUUCCUCUCCUUCACUAUGCAACUAAUCGGACAAUCUUUAUUCUUCACCCUCUACGUAGCAAUUAUUAAUCGUUGCUCAGUUUCACAUGCAAUAACUUUACUAUGUUUUUGAUGUGAUUGUGGAAAAAACACUCAUUUUUAUUUUAAACUACAUAUGAAAAUAUAUAAAGACUUGCAUUGUUAGUAGAACACACACCUGUAUAACAUCUGGCUUUUUACUGUAACUACUCAGUAACUAGUAUUUGAGAUUAAAAUAUGUUGGAGUUUA